AUUAUUGCAACCAAUUUUUUUGAAAAAAUAAAAAAAAGAAAAGAAAGAGAAAGUUGAUUGCUUUCUGCAAUCCGAGUCCAUCCCAGCAAUUUGCUUCUCUGUCCUCUGCGUCUGUCUCUGUCGCUAUCUCCGAGGAAGACUUUCUGCUACCGAUCCACAUCCGUACGCUCCCUUUAAGGUUCAUUUUUCAGAUACUAUACAUCAAUGGAAGUUACCCAGGUGCUUCUGAAUGCUCAAUCUAUAGAUGGAGCGGUACGGAAUCAUGCUGAAGAGAGUUUGAAACAGUUUCAGGAGCAAGAUCUUUCAUCGUUUUUGUUGUCUCUUUCUAGAGAGCUAGCAAAUGAAGAAAAACCGGUUGAAAGCCGAAAAUUAGCAGGUCUGAUACUUAAGAAUGCCCUGGAUGCUAAAGAACAACCUAGAAAGUUGGAGCUUGUUCAAAGAUGGCUUGCGUUGGAAACUUCUGUGAAAGCGCAGAUUAAGAUGUUCUUGUUACAGAUCCUCACUUCCCCUGUAGCUGAUGCCCGUUCAACUACCUCUCAAGUUAUUGCAAAGGUUGCGGGCAUUGAGUUGCCCAUGAAACAGUGGCCGGAACUGAUUGGAUCACUAUUGUCAAAUAUUCACCAGUUACCAGCUCAUGUAAAGCAAGCCACUUUAGAGACUCUUGGGUAUUUGUGUGAGGAAAUCUCUUCUGAUGUCGUAGAUCAAGAUCAAGUGAAUAAAAUACUGACAGCUGUAGUUCAGGGUAUGAACGCAACUGAAGGGAACAAUGAUGUUAGGCUUGCUGCUACCCGAGCACUGUACAAUGCUGUGAGUUUUAUUCAGGCCAAUUUUAGCAAUGACAUGGAGCGUGAUUAUAUUAUGAGAGUUGUUUGUGAGGCAACUAUGUCCCCUGAAGUGAAGAUUCGACAGGCGGCUUUUGAGUGUUUAGUUUCCAUUUCUUCAUCUUAUUACGAGAAAUUAGCCCCUUACAUUCAGGACAUAUUUAGCAUCACAGCAAAAGCUGUAAGGGAAGACCAGGAACCUGUUGCUCUUCAAGCCAUUGAAUUCUGGAGUUCGAUUUGUGACGAGGAGAUCGAUAUAUUGGAUGAUUAUGUGGGUGAUUUUAGUGGGGACUCUGAUAUUCCGUGCUUCUACUUUAUCAAGCAGGCAAUCCCUGCCCUUGUCCCUAUGCUUUUGGACACGCUUCUUAAGCAGGAAGAUGAUCAGGAGGAAGAUGGGGCUUGGAAUAUUGCUAUGGCUGGGGGGACUUGCCUUGGGUUGGUUGCUCGGACAGUGGGAGAUGAUAUUGUUCCACUUGUUAUGCCUUUCAUCGAAGAGAACAUAACAAAAUCAGAUUGGAGGCAAAGAGAAGCAGCUACUUAUGCGUUUGGUUCCAUCUUGGAGGGUCCUUCGCCAAACAAGUUAACAUCUAUUGUCAAUGUUGCUAUGACGUUCAUGCUCAGUGCCUUAACAAAGGACCCAAACAACCAUGUGAAGGACACUACUGCCUGGACAUUGGGAAGAAUUUUUGAAUUCCUUCAUGGUUCAACUAUGGAUACACCCAUAAUUACCCCAGCAAACUGCCAACAGAUCAUCACAGUUCUUCUUCAGAGCAUGAAAGAUGUUCCAAACAUUGCUGAGAAGGCAUGCGGUGCUCUCUAUUUUCUGGCCCAGGGCUAUGAGGAUUUUGGCCCGUCAUCUCCCAUUGCUCCUUUUUUCCAGGAAAUUGUACAGGCUCUACUCACUGUUACUCACAGACCAGAUGCGGGGGAAUCACGAUUAAGGACUGCUGCAUAUGAAGCGUUGAAUGAAGUCGUCAGAUGUUCGACUGAUGAAACUGCCCCCAUGGUGUUGCAACUUGUUCCCGUUAUCAUGAUUGAACUGCAUCAGACUCUUGAGGCCCAGCAGCUUGCAUCUGAUGAGAAAGAGAGGCAGAGUGAACUACAAGGACUUCUUUGUGGCUGUUUACAGGUCAUUAUUCAGAAACUAGGUUCAUCAGAGCCCACAAAAUAUGUGUUCAUGCCAUACGCAGAUCAGAUAAUGGGACUUUUCUUGAGGGUAUUUGCUUGUAGAAGUGCUACUGUCCAUGAGGAAGCCAUGCUUGCCAUUGGGGCCCUUGCAUAUACAAGUGGCCCGGAUUUUGCAAAAUACUUGCCUGAGUUUUACAAGUAUCUCGAAAUGGGGCUUCAAAAUUUUGAGGAGUACCAAAUCUGUGCUGUCACGGUUGGUGUUGUAGGAGAUAUUUGUAGAGCAGUGGAAGAUAAGAUUCUUCCUUAUUGUGACGGAAUUAUGACCCAGCUUCUCAAGGAUUUAUCAAGCAACCAGUUGCACCGUUCCGUAAAGCCUCCUAUAUUCUCCUGCUUUGGUGAUAUAGCUCUUGCAAUAGGAGAGAACUUUGAUAAGUACUUGAUGUACGCCAUGCCAAUGAUUCAGAGUGCUGCAGAGAUGUCUGCCCACACAGCAAGUGCUGAUGAUGUAAUGACAGAGUACACCAAUUCUCUGAGAAACGGAAUCUUGGAGGCAUAUUCUGGGAUUUUCCAAGGUUUCAAGAACUCCCCGAAAACCCAGGUUUUGAUAACUUAUGCUCCGCACAUCCUGCAGUUCUUGGAUAGCUUAUACAAGAGGAAAGACAUGGAUGAAGUGGUGAUGAAAACAGCCAUUGGUGUCCUUGGAGAUCUAGCAGAUACACUGGGAAAUAAUGCUGGUUCUUUGAUACAGCAAUCUCAAUCGUGCAGAGACUUUUUAAAUGAGUGCUUGUCUUCCGAAGACAAUUUGAUUAAAGAAUCUGCAGAAUGGGCCAAGAUGGCCAUCAGUCGUGCCAUUUCAGUUUGAAGCUACUGCCGUUCGGUAUA
Pyrus x bretschneideri (Chinese white pear) is the source of this 2831-nucleotide messenger RNA. Its product is annotated as importin subunit beta-1. Bases 205 to 2811 code for a protein of 868 amino acids. Gene Ontology annotation, cellular component: nucleus; cytoplasm. The record is from RefSeq and is a predicted model, not a curated record. Gene Ontology annotation, molecular function: small GTPase binding; nuclear import signal receptor activity. Gene Ontology annotation, biological process: protein import into nucleus. NCBI's taxonomy places the organism in Eukaryota, Viridiplantae, Streptophyta, Magnoliopsida, Rosales, Rosaceae. The transcript has 3 exons.